This is a messenger RNA of Oncorhynchus mykiss (rainbow trout), 5661 nucleotides long. Its product is annotated as isthmin-1. The record is from RefSeq and is a predicted model, not a curated record. NCBI's taxonomy places the organism in Eukaryota, Metazoa, Chordata, Actinopteri, Salmoniformes, Salmonidae. Gene Ontology annotation, biological process: negative regulation of angiogenesis.
UCGGGUUAGAUAAAAUACAAUAUAUAUACGUUCGACGUCAAUUUGACAUGACCCGUAUCGGGCGCUGAAGGGAGAGAAAGGGGGAGGGGGAGCUGACAGCAAACCAGCAGAGGGGCGUAUUAAAAAUCACUGGCAGCGCGCUGCGACAGAAAACAGCCUGUAUAGCAUGCCCAUAGGAGUGUGGAUUGACUGCGGUUUGGUUUACACCAUUUGGACACGGUGAGGAACGGGACGCACUUGGAGCUUGGAUUGGAUAGCUGCUGGUUUUAUGCUGCGCAGAACUCAGCCCAGAAUUACCACCACCACGCCUAUAUUCGCCACUAAUGGACGGAUAAUGUUCGUGGUUGAAAAGGACAACUAUUCAAACUAGAAAUUAUUAUUUUGGGGGGGAUCCACUUCUUGGCGAUUGGAUGGUGUGCGAAAGGUAGCCACACCAGCAAGUUCACUCUCUACGCAAAUUCAAAAUGACACUUUUUGGAUAGAGGAUAGCCUAUGUAAUGCAUAAGGGAUCAUUUGUGUCCAAAGCAUCAAAACCAAGGAGUGCUGCAUACCACAGAUGAGAGAGAAGGGGAACGAGGUUUGAUUCUGAAGCUGAGCCAAAGUAUUCGUGUAAACAGUGGAGAAUGCAGUGGGGGGAAACACGGGCCUGGAACUGGGCUGCACGUUUCUUGAUCGUGGAGAGGACUGCACCUGGAGUGCAACAAGCAAUAGCCUACAUUUCUAUAACAUGCUAAAUUUUGCGCAAGAAAAUUGUCCCGCUGUUAUUUAAAUACUUUUCUCAUGGGUAGUGUUAUUCAGUCGCCCUGGCAGCAUUUGGAUAAUUAACUUUGGAGAUCCAUGCCAACAUAGAAGCAGCAUAGUUCAAGGGGAUACCCCAGGGAACCUUGCUGAAUGGACCUUUAACUUUGGUUUAACGUUAUCCUUUUUACACAGCGAAUCCGGACUCACUUUUUGGCACAUUUGAAGAACGCUCUCCACCGAGGCUGGUCUGAUGUAAUUAAAAGUAAACUAAAUCAACCUAACCUGAUCCCAAACACAAACUUUAGACAGAUUUUAUUUUAUUACGUCCUACCCCCCUUUCCCAUUAAAAGUGUACUUCUGAACCUCGAAGUGGCUCCGAAGUGGUGUUGUGACUCCUCGCCCGCAGCGGAUCCGGAGCUUGGAGUGUCUGGAGCGGGAGGAGUUGGCGGCGGACCCCCUGUCACACCGCAGGGACCCAAGACGGGUCGGGUGAAAAAGAUGGUUCGAUUUGCGGCAGAACUGUUGUUGCUUUUAGGACUUCUACUUCUUACCUUACAUAUUACGGUGUUAAGGAGCAGCCCGCUGAAUCAAGGGAAUUUAACUUUGAGCCAGGAUCAGCAGUAUACAGUGAUUGCAGAGAAUGUCAGAACAGAGAGCAGUUUGUUAGCCCAGCAGGGUCCAGGGAAGCGGAGAGGAUCAGAGCCCCAGUCAGCCCAGAGGCCUGCUGUCCUCCCCUGGGCUCCGAGUCAGGCUACCGGAGGCAGCCUGCAGAGAGACAGGCCUGGGGCCUUCCUCCUGGACUUCAGCAACUUCCCUGACCUCUCCAAGGCUGAUAUAAACAGACAGAACCCCAACAUACAGGUGACCAUAGAGGUGGUGGACGAUCUAGACGGGGCGGAGCAUGAGAAAGGCCUGAAGAAGGAGAACAAACCAGGUUUGGCCGCUCCCAACUGGAGAAACUGGUGGCAAACCACCUCCUCUUCAUCCUCCUCCUCUUCUUCUUCAGUCUUGACCCCACGUCAACCCAAGGAGCAGGCUAGGGAGCAGCAGCCCACCUACAGAGGAGGAGUAGCAAGUGGCAGUAACACAGAGGAUAGUAACUUCCUAAAACCACUAGGGGGCUGGGAGAGGAGAGGAGGCGCAGGAGGAGGACGUGCCAGCAAGGUUCAGGCUGAAUAUGACUAUAUAGAUGGAGACGGUGGCUGGAGUAACUGGUCUCCAUGCAGUGUAACCUGUGGGAACGGGAACCAGAAGAGGAUCAGGUCAUGUGGUUACGCCUGUAGCGCCACAGAGUCACGCACCUGUGACAUGUCACCCUGCCCAGGUAUUGAAGAUGCGUUCAAGACAGCCGCCACUGAGGUCAGUCUACUGGCUGGAACAGAUGAGUUCAACGCUACAGAGCUCUUUGGUGUCGACACAGACAGCUGUGAACGCUGGAUGAACUGUAAGUCUGAGUUCCUGAAGAAAUACAUGACCAAGGUCUCCAACGACCUCCCCAGCUGCCCCUGCUCCUACCCCACCGAGGUGGCCUACAGCACGGCCGACGUCCCCGACCCCGCCACACUCCGGGACUUCCGCUGGAAAGACGCCAGCGGCCCCAAGGAGAAACUAGAGAUCUACAAACCCACGGCCCGGUGCUGCAUCCGCUCCAUGUUAACUCUAGAGUCCACUACUCUGGCUGCACAGCACUGCUGCUACAAUGACAACAUGAAGCUCAUCACCCGGGGUAAAGGAGCAGGAACACCCAACCUCAUCAGCAACGAGUUCUCUGCUGACCUCCACUACAAGGUAGACGUCCUGCCCUGGAUCAUCUGUAAGGGGGACUGGAGUCGCUAUAACCAGGUCAGGCCUCCUAACAACGGGCAGAAGUGCCCAGACAACCCCCUGGAUGAGAAUUACCUCAAACAAGUUGAGGAGGCAUGGGAGUUUUAGAACUGGAGAGAUGAACAUAUUAAGGGAAAAAACAUAUGAAAUAUUUGUAUGAAACUUGUACCUCAAUUGCUGCUUCAAACCAUCCAAGGCUAGAGUCCAAAUGAACAGGACUGUUUGUUGAUAUCAGCCAACGUGAUAAAAGAGACAACGUAUUGCUCACAUGGACACAUCAUUGUCCUCAACAGAGACUAUGGACUCUAUUUUAAUAAAACCUAACUCAAUGGUAAAUCUAACCACUGGCACUAGGGCUACAGGUUCGGGGGCGUGUCAGAAAUAUUUUUGGCUAUUUUCAUAACCAGAAUUAUUGUCUCAGUAACAGGCGGUGGUGCAUAAGGGCUGGGUUUUGAUAGCAGGCGGUGGUGCAUAAGGGCUGGGUUUUGAUAGCAGGCGGUGGUGCAUAAGGGCUGGGUUUUGAUGGCAGGCGGUGGUGCAUAAGGGCUGGGUUUUGAUAGCAGGCGGUGGUGCAUAAGGGCUGGGUAUUGAUAGCAGGAGGUGGUGCAUAAGGGAUGGGUAUUGAUAGCAGGAGGUGGUGCAUAAGGGCUGGGUAUUGAUAGCAGGCGGUGGUGCAUAAGGGCUGGGUUUUGAUAGCAGGCGGUGGUGCAUAAGGGCUGGGUUUUGAUAGCAGGCGGUGGUGCAUAAGGGCUGGGUUUUGAUAGCAGGCGGUGGUGCAUAAGGGCUGGGUUUUGAUAGCAGGCGGUGGUGCAUAAGGCCUGGGUUUUGAUGGCAGGCGGUGGUGCAUAAGGCCUGGGUUUUGAUGGCAGGCGGUGGUGCAUAAGGCCUGGGUUUUGAUGGCAGGCGGUGGUGCAUAAGGCCUGGGUUUUGAUGGCAGGCGGUGGUGCAUAAGGCCUGGGUUUUGAUGGCAGGCGGUGGUGCAUAAGGGCUGGGUUUUGAUAGCAGGCGGUGGUGCAUAAGGCCUGGGUUUUGACGGCAGGCGGUGGUGCAUAAGGGCUGGGUUUUGAUAGCAGGCGGUGGUGCAUAAGGGCUGGGUUUUGAUGAAUAAACAAGUUGAUGCUACAGAAUGUCGAAGGCUUGUUGACCCCUCACUGGCCAAUCAGAAUGGGCUCCAUGGCUAAAUGAUGUGGUUUCUUCAAGCUGUGUAUUUAUGGUAUUUUAUGUAUUGUGUUGUCAUCAACUCCUAUGUUAGUCCGUAAUAGUUUGUUAAAGAGCCUACAGAAACAAAAUAACAACAUGUAGACCUAUCCUAUAUUUACUAAACAUAGUACAUUUGUAGUACAUGUUUUUGAACAGUAAUUGCUACAAUAUGCAAAUAUAUUGUUAACAUAGCAUUCACACUGAUAUACAGAGAAUGUAUGUGAACCCUUUGAAUGACCUGGAUUUCUGCAUAAAUUGGUCAUAAAUUGGAUCUUCAUCUAGGUCACAACAAGACAAACACAGUCUGCUUAAACUAAUAACACACAAACAAUUCUACGUUUUCAUUUUAUUAAUCACACCGUGUAAACAUCCACAGUGGAGGGUGGGAAAAACGUAUGAGACCCUUUGUAUUUCAUAACUGGUUGACCCUCCUUCGGCAGCAAUAACCUCAACCAAACAUUUUCUGUAGUUGCGGAUCAGACCAAAACGGUCAGGAGGAAUUUUGGACCAUUCCUCUUUACUCUUAACAACCUCAUUACCAUCAGCCAAACACAGUAUCAUAACACAGUCUCCUUACCAUCAGCCAAACACAGUAUCAUCCCAACGCAGCCUCCUUACCAUCAGCCAAACACAGUAUCAUAACACAGCCUCCUUACCAUCAGCCAAACACAGUAUCAUCACAACACAGCCUCCUUACCAUCAGCCAAACACAGUAUCAUAACACAGCCUCCUUACCAUCAGCCAAACACAGUAUCAUCACAACACGGCCUCCUUACCAUCAGCCAAACACAGUAUCAUAACACAGCCUCCUUACCAUCAGCCAAACACAGUAUCAUAACACAGCCUCCUUACCAUCAGCCAAACACAGUCUCCUUACCAUCAGCCAAACACAGUCUCCUUACAUCAGCCAAACACAGUCUCCUUACCAUCAGCCAAACACAGUAUAAUAACAGUCUCUUUACCAUCAGCCAAACACAGUAUCAUCACAACACAGCCUCCUUACCAUCAGCCAAACACAGUAUCAUAACACAGUCUCCUUACCAUCAGCCAAACACAGUUUCAUCACAACACAGCCUCAUUACCAUCAGCCAAACACAGUAUCAUAACAGUCUCCUUACCAUCAGCCAAACACAGUAUCAUAACAGUCUCCUUACCAUCAGCCAAACACAGUAUCAUAAGUCUCCUUACCAUCAGCCAAGCACAGAGCCUUCAUUUGUAUGAUAUAUGCCUCUGUAAUGAUCAAUGUAAUGAUUAAAAGUAAAACUGUAUAAUGCAUUUUUGCCAAUAUUCUGUCUGAUAAUUCUUUAAGUUUCGGGGUUAAAAAGGACAGCUUGAUGUAGAUUCAGAAAAAAAUGGUUUUAUGUUAUUUUAAUUUGUUUCUGAUUGAGAACUUGUGUAUCUCCAUUGCCCAAUUGGACACUAUGUUUUGAGUGACACCCACCCUGACCCAUCAGAAGCUAUAGAGAGACACCCCUGACCUAUCAGAAUCGGAAAGGGUCUCUGUGCUGUGGAUAACACAGUUAUCCCAUUGGAGCUGAGUGCAUAGGGGAGGAGCAACAUCAGAACCCAGAACCAAAUCUUGUGUGUUAGCUAUGACAUGCAUGUUAAGUCUGUCAAGAGUGAAUUAUCAUGACCACGGCUCCCAUCCAGAACCUGUGGCGGAAUGGGUCACCAUUCUGCUAGUUUCCCACUGCCAGACAUAACACACAGACUGGCUGUGGUCAGGGCUAGCUUUCUACCAUCCUCUCCUAAAGGUGACUUGGGCAGAUAUAUGAUAUUCCGGUUCCCAUAUGUGAUUAUACACUUGUUUAUUUAGAAUGCACUUGUUUAUUUUUGUUGUUGUUGACGAACCCGAUCUGCCCUCCACUCUGCCCUCCACUCUGCCCUAUGGAUCUG